This is a messenger RNA of Aspergillus udagawae, 399 nucleotides long. RefSeq names its product VOC family protein. Bases 1 to 399 code for a protein of 132 amino acids. NCBI's taxonomy places the organism in Eukaryota, Fungi, Ascomycota, Eurotiomycetes, Eurotiales, Aspergillaceae. The transcript has a single exon. The record is from RefSeq and is a predicted model, not a curated record.
AUGCCUCAUCUCGCCCACGUUUCCCUGGUCGUCCGUGACUACGAUGAGGCUCUCGCCUUUUACGUCGAUAAGCUCGGCUUUACCCUCGUCGAGGACACGCAGGAGCCCGACAAGCGCUGGGUCGUCAUCCGCCCUCCAGGUGCGUUGCCAGACGCGACAACCAUACUGCUCGCCCGUGCUUCAACACCAGAACAGCUUGAUGCUGUAGGAAAUCAAACCGGCGGGCGUGUGUUUUUAUUUCUUGAGACGGAUAAUUUCCAGAGGGACUAUGAUCGGUUUACUGAGAAUGGGGUUGAGUGGGUAAGGCCACCAACAACGAUGAGUUAUGGGACCGUUGCUGUAUUUAAGGACUUGUACGGCAACCAGUGGGACUUGAUUCAGCGAGCAAAAGCAUCCUGA